CACGUAAAAUGGCGUCGUCCUUGCAUCGUUGCUGUAUAUUGAAAUUUCGAUUAGUGACUUUCAUUCCUAGUCCUCAUCCCGGUCAAAAUUAUUUAAUUAGACAUAAACAUGGGAUUAAAGAGAAACAAAAAAAAGUUCCUAAUAUUAAAUCCAUGUUCAAGAAAGACACUGCUAACGCUAUUUGUAGCUAAACGAGGUGAGGCUCAGCUUUUGGUCACUGUCAACAGCAGUCCAAAAAAGCAAGGGGAAGCAAGCACAAGGAGUGUCAUCAUACCAAACAAUGCUAGACAGCCGCAAAGACGAAGCUUCACGAUCAGUGAUCAUCCGCGCUCAUUCCCCGCAGACUGUGUCGUUCAACUCUUUGAGAGCACAUGGUCAUAUAAAUAGAGCAAUUUUCUACCAAGGAGUUAAAAACAAUUUGCUGGUGGAGUUUGAACACAAGGACAGUGUCAGGCACCUGCUGGAGCAGGUGUCAUAUUUUUCAGACCCUGGUCAGAUGCCAGUGCAAAGCCGACUGCUGUAUGCUGUGCAUAGUUCCAAUGUCUACCAGCAGCAUUCGCUGCCACCAGCGUUCAUACAUACUGUGGGUACAAAGAACUUCACACAGCAGCAGUAUCAGGCUGCAGACAGUAUCUCAGCCCAGAUGAAAGGCCUUCACAAAAUGAGGAGUUUGUCAGAUGAUGGUUCACGCUUACGCUAUUUCAUGUGUACUCUCAUAGAAGAUAUGUUACGUACCACUUUGCCUCACUGCAGAGUUGACCCUUUUGGGUCAUCAAGCAAUGGUUUUGGCUGGGAGGGCAGUGACCUUGACAUGAUGCUGACUUUAAUGCAUAAAAAACAGCAAAACCCUCAAGCCAACUUCUGGUUCCUGACAAAGCGUCAUGCAGAAGAUGAGCGCACCUUUGCCCAACAGUGCUUAGAUGUUGUUGGAGACAUGAUCCGAGUACUCAUGCCAUCCAGUCAUCGAGUCUCCAAAAUCCUAAACGCACGCGUGCCUAUUGUAAAAUUUCAUCAUGAUAUCACAGACAUCGAAUGUGAUCUAUCCUGUGUAAAUGUGUCUGGUGCAAAAAUGUCUGAGCUGAUGUUUUUGAUGGGAGAAAUGGAUUCGCGUGUCCGUCUGCUGAUGACAACAAUUAAGCAGUGGGCAAAAUCUUGUGAAGUAACUAGGAGCCAUCCAGGUCCCUGGCCAUCAAACUUCAUGUUGUUAUCUCUCCUGAUCUUCUUUCUACAGACACGGUCAGUGCCAGUCAUACCGUCCAUCCGACAUCUUCAGGCACUUGCUGAACCCGAGGAUCACUUCCAGGUUGAUGGCGUGGACUAUGCCUUUGUCACGGAUGUCCAGAAAUUGACCCCGUCAAAAAACAACCAGAAGCCAGAGGAGCUGCUGCUGGAGUUUUUUCACUACUAUGCCCACUUUGACUUUGAGAUGAAUGGCUUGUCACUUAUCGAGGCUGCCACAUUUCCCAAACCAGACUCUGCUGCUGUCUUCAUAGAGAACCCACUAGAGGUGGACCACAACAUUAGCAAAAAUGUUUCUUCAUCCUGUGCUGAUAAGCUUAAAGACAGCAUGCUGCAGGCUUUACGCUGCCUGGAAACUAAAAGUGUCCCAAACAGAGAUGAACCAUGGGGAUUGAUGUGUUUGUUUCAGCCACCUGUCAAUUCUGAGAAGAGUUGGUCCUAUAAUUUGAUGGGUUUAUUUGCAGAUAAGUAAUUCUGUGUCAGAAUGUGAUGAGGUACAUUCAGGCACUUAACUUAACCAGACAUCAGGAAAUGAUUGAGCUCUACAGACCCGUAAGACACUACUUCAUGUUUCUAGACCCCAGGACACCUUUGCCGCCGCUUUCUAACAGCUCCAGUAGUAAAACGUCUUUGGGGUCUAGAUAUUGCUUUAUAAUUUUGGAAACAAGACACUCAUCCUUAAAUUCCCCAGACUGCCCCAAGACAACAACUUACUCUCGCUUCGUACGUACUGCUUCUGGUGAGGUUGAGGUUUAAAAGGUUGCAUCCUGCGGGUACAAGCAUGCAACCAAAGAUUCACAGCAUAAAGAUUUAUUAAGCAGAGAGCAUGGACACAGAGUGUAUUGUGGCUUUUUGCUUUAGUGUGGCCAAGUUGCAGACUUCAAACUUAAAGGAAUCGUGAUUGUUAUAUUACACAGCAUUGAAUUUAAAUGUCAUUUUAUCAUCUGUAGAAAGAAGAUACUUUCAUAUUUUUGGUGACUGCAGUGUUUCAAACAAUGCACGAAUUUUGGUAGUUUGAAGGCGACGUAAACUUUUGUUAGAGGAGUACAUCAACUGUUUUGUGACUACAUAACCUUGGUCAUAACAAAAGUUGUCGGUAAAACCAUCAUACAAUUCUUAUCACUGUUUUUGUGGCAUGCUUGUGUACAGCAUUCUAUUUUUAUGUCUGUUGCUAUGUCACCAAAACAGAAAAUAUUAGUAUGUGAAGAUGUUUGGAAAGAAAAGUUUGGUGAGGUGCAGGUUAAGCUGUAUGCAUUACCUUCACUAUUUGUUGAAUAGGGUGAUAAUAAUGAGUGAACUGUGUAUAUGUGUUUGAGAGAGAGGCAUAAAGACUGCAAUAGUAAACAGAAGAUGGCACACACAAAACUUAUUUUCAACAUGCAAGCAAGGUGCAUCCCUAAGCUCUCUCUCUCCAGCAAAGAGUAACUGGAAACAGAAGUACAAACAAGCACACCUCUUUAAACAUGAGAACCUUUUACAGGUUUAAUUUUUCUUUUAAACACUUCUCAGGGGAAACAAUUAUUGUAGUCUUUCAUGGUGAAAUGAAAACAUGAUCCAAAUUUUAAAGUGCAUAUUUAACUUUCUCUUUGAAAAUGAUGUGUCCAAUUUUGGUUGUGAGGAUCUUCUAUAUGCUUGUCAGUCAUGAGUAAGUUGCAUUUCAAGCCCUUUGCAACACUGUGAAGACUGCAAGAAAGAUCUACUCAGCCUCCCUGCAUCCCUGUUGAAUUGACCUUCUUCAUAAUAAUCUUGUCAGUAAUAUACAGAAUGACAUUGUCACAUAUCUUUUCAAACAUUCCCUUUUCUCUUUGAUGUGGCAGUGAGAUUCUGAUUUCUCCCAUUAGCUAGAUCAACCUUCUCUGAGAAUUUUAAUUCAAAAUUUCUCUGUUGUUGCAUUUGUACAAGUGUUUCUGGGGGCUGUUCUUGCUGCUGAACUUUAGGGUUAUUCAAAAAUUUGUCAAUAUCCUCUUCACAGUUGCUGUUAUUUCUGCCUACAAAUGUUGGAUAUUUGAUUUUCAAGGCAGUCCUGAUUUUGCCUACUUGUGAGUAGAAAGGGGAAGCCAUAGUUUUUGUUCAAAUUUGCCUAUUGAGGCAAAAGUGCCAUUAUAGCCAUCUUCCCACCAGUGAGACAGACUAUAACCUGCUUUGCUUUCUUUUGCACAGCAUCCAUCUACAAAAUUGCUUCCAUAUAUCACAUCUAAACGAACACAAAACCGGUUUUCUUGGUCUGACAUGUCUCCUCUUCCACAAUACAAAUAUUCAAAGCAAACAAACGAAUUAUACCUUUAAAUUCUUAUAGUCAUCAUGACAUAAUGGAACAUACAUAAUCACAAACAUCAAUCCCAACACUGGGCACAAUCUUCAUAACAUGGUAACUUAGAUUACCUCACCUCCCUUGUGAUCGAUGCUCAUCUGCUCUUUUAAGACUAAUUUUGCGAGAAGUCCAUCGCUCAAGACUGCAUGCAAUAAAAAAAGUUUUAAACAUGUUUAUAUGCAACUCGAAGCCUUCUCUUCUAUAGGUCCCUCAUAGACCAGAAGCUCUGAUGAGGUUACAAGAAAUCUUUCAUCAAGUCUGCCCCAACCUAAGAAUUCGCCCACACUGGAAGUAUGUGGCUGCCUUGUGUCUCUCUUCAAUGACAAACCUGUUGUCGCAAGAUGGUGCUGUCUUUACGGUUGUAACCUGGCAGCUUUCACAGCCUGGCACCAGUUCACCUGGUCAGCCUUGAUUCUGUCUCAGAAAUGCUCCCAUGGUCUUCCUAUGUCUCACCAGAGGACCGCAUGUUGUCAUAUCGUGAUGGAUGCUCAUCUAGCAAUUUUGCUAUCAGACUGGCUGACAUUCUUGUGUAUAUAUAUGCUUACUGACACCUUAGUGAGCAAUGCGCCAGACACAUUUAAGGGGGGGAAUUUCAAACCAUCUCCACAAAUGAAAACCUACCUUCACACUGUACUAUGAGCAAAGGCUAUUUUAUGAGUGGGUUAACUAGAUGUCAUUUUCUAGAGGGCCAUCUAUACAUUUACCUGGCGAUACAUGCCGUGACACAGCACUAUGUACAUACUAAUGCUAACUACAAUGAAAUAACUCGUCAUUGAACAUUUCUUAAGCUGUCUUUCUGUACCAUCCCAAUUUGUUCCCUUCACGGUUAUACACAAACUUUCACUGUAUUGAACAUAAUUUGCUCAGUUAAAUGUUUGAAAAAGUA
Pomacea canaliculata is the source of this 4436-nucleotide messenger RNA. Its product is annotated as poly(A) RNA polymerase, mitochondrial-like. The transcript is spliced from 8 exons. Bases 281 to 1711 code for a protein of 476 amino acids. Gene Ontology annotation, biological process: mitochondrial mRNA polyadenylation. NCBI's taxonomy places the organism in Eukaryota, Metazoa, Mollusca, Gastropoda, Architaenioglossa, Ampullariidae. Gene Ontology annotation, molecular function: poly(A) RNA polymerase activity. The record is from RefSeq and is a predicted model, not a curated record.